This is a messenger RNA of Myotis myotis, 720 nucleotides long. RefSeq names its product receptor-binding cancer antigen expressed on SiSo cells-like. NCBI's taxonomy places the organism in Eukaryota, Metazoa, Chordata, Mammalia, Chiroptera, Vespertilionidae. The transcript has a single exon. Gene Ontology annotation, cellular component: secretory granule. Bases 32 to 670 code for a protein of 212 amino acids. The record is from RefSeq and is a predicted model, not a curated record.
GGAGGGGGAGGGGCAGGUUUUGGUUCCCAUCAUGGCUAUCACACAGUUUCGGUUAUUUAAAGUUUGUACCUGCUUAGCGACAUUAUUCUCCUUCCUAAAGAGAUUAAUAUGCAGAUCUGGCAGAGGACGGAAAUUAAGUGGAGACCAAAUAACUUUGCCAACUACAGUUGAUUAUUCAUCAGUUCCAAAACAGACAGAUAUUGAAGAGUGGACUUCCUGGGAUGAAGAUGCUCCCACAAGUAUAAAGAUUGAAGGAGGGAAUGGGAAUGUGGCAACACAACAAAAUGCUUUGGAACAACUGGAACCUGACUAUUUUAAGGACAUAACACCAACUAUAAGGAAAACUCAGAAAAUCAUUAUUAAGAAGAGAGAACCAUUAAAUUUUGGCGUCCCAGAUGGUAGCACAGGUUUCUCUAGUAGAUUAGCAGCUACACAAGAUAUGCCAUUUAUUCAUCAAUCACCUGAAUUAGGUGACUUGGAUACCUGGCAGGAAAAUACCAAUGCAUGGGAAGAGGAAGAUGCAGCCUGGCAAGCAGAAGAAGUUCUGAGGCAGCGGAAGAUAGCAGACAGAGAAAAGAGAGCAGCGGAACAGCAGAGAAAGAAAAUGGAAAAGGAGGCACAGUGGCUAAUGAAAAAGGAGCAAAACAAAAUUGGUGUGAAACUUUCAUAACAAAUGUUCUUCAAAUGUCAUAGUGCCAGUGGGAGAAAUAUAAAAUCCAC